AUGGACCCCUACGACAGUGACUCCAGUAUAGAAGACGGGGAUUUCACCGAGACCGGAGUUCUCUUGGGCUAUGCCGCCGAAGAAGUUAUCGAAGACACAAUCAGCCAUCUGGGAGGCUGGCCGAAAUGGCUCGACGACGCAAGUCCUCCCCCCGGCGACUUCGCCAACUGCAAAGUCUGCAACAGCCCAAUGCUCCUCCUCCUAGAACUGCACGGUGACCUUCCUGAACACUUCCCCGCCGACGAACGACGGCUGUACCUCUUCGGAUGCCCGCGCAAGCCCUGCAACCGCAAGCCCGGCAGUGUGCGGGCGUAUCGUGCAACCCGCAAGGUCAACGUGGAAAGCGCCCCCAAGCAGGACCUAGGCGCCAGCCUGUUCGGAGCCACAUCCUUGACAAGCAAUGUAUCCUCGAACCCGAACCCGUUCUCCUCAUCGAGCACCAGCUCGACUGCAAACAACCCAUUCGCGACACCUGCACCGGCCACACCCUCCACUCAGCAGCCCUCCACAACCACAUCAGCCAACGCGCUCGCCGAAACCUUUGCCGACAAAGUUCGCGUGUCGUCCCCGCCGUCCUCGGCACAACCACCAACAAACACCCGCGGCACCAAGCCCGCCCCCGAGUCCGUGGACUCCGCGCCAACGCCGUGGCCAGCGCAGUCCGAGUUCCCGACCCCGUACCAGCAUUUCUACCUCGACGCCGAAUAUGAGACCCUGUCACGGCCAUCGACACCCACAGUCCCCGAGAACGUGCAAAUGGAGCCCAUGGACGAGAGCGGCAGUGGCGCCGAACUCAAAGACACCUUCGAGUCUGAGCUAGACAAGGCCUUUAUGAAGUUCUCCACGCGCCUCGCCCACAACCCGGAGCAAGUCCUGCGGUACGAGUUCCGGGGUGCUCCGCUCCUGUACUCUCAUACCGAUGUUGUCGGCAAGCGUCUGCAUGUGGACCAUGCUGCUGGCGGUGCUCAUGUCACAAUUACAGCUUCUGCGGGCAGUAUCCCGCGCUGCGAGUACUGUGGCAGCGAGCGUGUCUUUGAAAUGCAGCUUGCGCCGCAUGCUAUCAGUGUCCUUGAGGAUGGUCGCGAGGGCGUCGGUCUUGGCAAGGAUGAUGCUGGUAUGGAAUGGGGCACGAUUAUCUUGGGCGUUUGUGCCCGCGACUGUGCGCCGCAGGAGCUGGGGCAGACGGGCUGGCGUGAGGAAUGGGCAGGUGUGCAGUGGGAAGAGACGCGGUAG
Messenger RNA from Penicillium alfredii, 1233 nucleotides. RefSeq names its product small subunit rRNA maturation protein TSR4. The record is from RefSeq and is a predicted model, not a curated record. Bases 1 to 1233 code for a protein of 410 amino acids. Gene Ontology annotation, biological process: maturation of SSU-rRNA. Gene Ontology annotation, cellular component: cytoplasm. Lineage: Eukaryota; Fungi; Ascomycota; Eurotiomycetes; Eurotiales; Aspergillaceae. The transcript is spliced from 3 exons.